AUGAAAACGAUCGUGUGCUUAUUCGCACUGAUUGCCGUCAUUGCUGCGAGUACCAUUCCGAUGCCUGCAAUGACCCGAAGGGCGAGGAGAGCUGCUGAAAAUCCUCAGGGAAAUGCACCAACGCAAGUUGCGGAGGCCAACGCGGACGACAUGGACGGUGCGGAAACGAUUGGAUUUGGAUUUCACAAGCAUGUUCACGUAGUUCCAUCAUAUGGUGGAUAUUACGGAGGAGGUUAUCCCUAUUAUGGUGGAUAUGGCGGAUAUGGUGGAUAUGGUGGAUAUGGUGGAUAUGGCGGAUAUGGCGGAUAUGGCGGAUAUGGCGGAUAUGGCGGAUAUGGUGGAUAUGCUGGAUAUGUUGGAUAUACGUCCUACUGCUAA
Molecule: messenger RNA, 378 nt
Organism: Sabethes cyaneus
Lineage: Eukaryota; Metazoa; Arthropoda; Insecta; Diptera; Culicidae
Product: shematrin-like protein 2
Exons: 2
Coding region: 1-378 (125 amino acids)
Source: RefSeq, a predicted model, not a curated record